UGUCCUCAUCACGACACUGCCAAGAAAGCUGAGUCAUGUAAGAUGAGAAAAAAGAAGGUAGGCCGCUGAAUGUUAAAAAUGAAUACGAGAGGACAAUUUUAAGGCUAAUGAGCCAGAGGAGUGAAAAAUAUCUAGAAACAUGUGUCAGGCAUCAGCACCAAUUUGGAGGCAGGUACAGAAAAGCUGCGUUAGAGUGACACUGAACAUGAAUGAAAGGGAGCAGGACUUUAACUGGUUAACGAGGAGGCGGAGAAGAGACGACAAGCGGAAUUGAUGGGGCGAUAACGUGGCAAAAGAUAGGAGAGGCUGUGUGUCGCUGGCAGACACGUACAUGAAGACACAGUGUGUGUACACACCGAGAGGCAGAGAGAGAGAGAGAGAGAGACUGGUGCAGCAACAGGAAGCACAUGAGCAGCAGGAGGAGUCGGGAGCGGAGAGGCUUGACGGUGGAUAUAACUCCACGCCCCUCUCUGCCAAGCAUCCAUUUACUGAGGAGCUGAUGUGUGCUGCUUCACUGGAUGCAUUCAGGCUCAGCAGCAACAGAAGGAAAAACCCUUCGGUGGCGUGGCACUCUGGAUAUGGAUUACAGCACGCAGGAGUCGUCUUAUGAGCAUUUCUGAAGAGGUUCGUCGCAUCAUUCUUAGCAGAAUCUUCACGUUGGAUAUUUAUACCCUCAGAGGGAAGGUGGAUUUCUAAGAGAAUCUAAGUGAAGCUGCUGACAGCUGUGUGAAACCUGGCUGGGGAGAAUCUGGAGGAUUUCACACUGAUAAGCACCAAGGAGUUACACAAGGAAACUGCAGUCGGUCCACUUUAUCCACCCAGGAUUCUACAGGCUGCUCUCACGUGUUGGGUUCAGACUUAAGUUUCCAACAUGACCACCAUGCAGAGGCUGCUGCAGCUGCCGGUGAGCGCCGUGAACAUGGUGAAGACGGUGCAGAGCCAGGUCCAGGGAGGCCAGGAGGAGGACAAGAGUCCGGUGCUGACCCCCGACGGUGUCCAGCAGACGUGGUACAGCGCCCUGCAGCCUGACGAGCUGCGCCACCUCCGAUCUGGAGGCACAGGUGGUGGAGGUGGAGGUGGAGGUGGAGGUGGUGGAAGGGACCAGGAUGAGCGAGCAGCACUGGAGGAAGGUGGCGGCAGCAGCAGUUUUCAAAAUCAACCUUUGCGACACGACGACCUGAAGGAGAUGCUGGACAGCAACAAAGACUCACUGAAGCUGGAGGCGAUGAAACGGAUCGUGGCCAUGAUCGCCCGAGGAAAAAACGCCUCAGAUCUCUUCCCUGCUGUGGUGAAAAACGUGGCGUGUAAAAACAUAGAGGUGAAGAAGUUGGUCUAUGUUUAUUUGGUGCGUUAUGCUGAGGAGCAGCAGGAUCUGGCUCUGCUCUCCAUUUCCACGUUUCAGCGAGGAUUGAAGGAUCCAAACCAGCUGAUCAGAGCGAGCGCCCUGCGAGUCCUCUCCAGCAUCCGCGUCACGAUAAUCGUCCCGAUAAUGAUGCUGGCCAUCAAAGAAGCUGCUUCCGACAUGUCUCCAUACGUCAGAAAGACUGCUGCUCACGCCAUUCCCAAACUCUACAGUUUGGAUCCAGAACAGAAAGACCAGCUGAUUGAAAUCAUAGAGAAACUCCUCGCUGACAAAACCACGCUGGUGGCAGGAAGUGUUGUUAUGGCUUUCGAAGAGGUGUGUCCAGAACGCAUUGACCUGAUCCACAAGAACUACAGGAAGCUGUGUAACCUCCUGAUCGAUGUGGAGGAGUGGGGGCAGGUCGUCAUCAUCAACAUGUUGACCCGCUACGCAAGAACACAGUUCCUCAACCCAAACAUGAACGAGUCGCUGCUGGAGGAGGGAGGGGACAAGACCUUCUACGGCUCUGAUGAAGAUGAGGAUGAAGACGAGGAGGACGACAAAGAUAAGAAAGCCGAGGCUGCCUCCUUGGCCAAGAGGAAACCGUACGUGAUGGAUCCAGAUCACCGGCUUCUUCUGAGGAACACGAAGCCGCUGCUGCAGAGCCGCAACGCCGCUGUGGUGAUGGCUGUGGCUCAGCUGUAUUUCCAUCUUGCCCCUAAAGCAGAGGUUGGGGUGAUCGCCAAGGCCCUGGUGCGUCUCCUGAGGAGUCACAGUGAGGUCCAGUUCGUUGUUCUCCAGAACGUGGCAACAAUGUCGAUAAAGAGAAGGGGGAUGUUUGAGCCGUACCUGAAGAGUUUCUACAUCCGCUCCACUGACCCAACCCAGAUUAAAAUCCUCAAGCUGGAGGUUCUCACUAAUUUGGCCAAUGAGACGAACAUCUCCACCAUCCUCAGAGAGUUUCAGACGUACAUUAAAAGCAUGGAUAAAGAUUUUGUGGCUGCUACGAUCCAAGCAAUUGGCCGCUGUGCUACCAACAUCGGCGAGGUGAGGGACACGUGUCUGAACGGCCUGGUGCAGCUGCUGUCCAACAGAGACGAGUUGGUUGUGGCCGAGUCGGUGGUUGUUAUCAAGAAGUUGCUGCAGAUGCAACCGGAGAAGCACAGCGACAUCAUCAAGCACAUGGCCAAACUAACAGACAACAUCCAGGUGCCUAUGGCAAGGGCCAGUAUCUUGUGGCUGAUUGGAGAGUACUGUGAGCACGUACCUAAUAUCGCCCCGGAUGUCCUGAGGAAGAUGGCCAAGUCUUUUACGAAUGAAGACGACAUUGUCAAGCUGCAAAUCCUCAAUUUGGCUGCAAAGCUUUACCUCACCAACUCCAAACAGACCAAACUUUUGACGCAGUAUGUUCUCAACUUGGCCAAGUAUGACCAGAACUACGACAUCCGCGAUCGGGCGCGCUUCAUUCGCCAGCUCAUUGUGCCCACGGAGAAGUGUGGGGCUCUGAGCAAGUACGCCAAGAAACUGUUCCUCGCCCUCAAACCUGCACCGAUCCUCGAGUCUCCAUUUAAAGAUCGAGACCAUUUCCAGUUGGGUUCAUUGUCCCACCUGCUGAAUGCCAAGACUGGGGGCUACCAGGAGUUGCCUGACUGGCCUGAAGCUGCCCCAGAUCCCUCCGUGCGCAACGUGGAGGUGAAGGAGUCUGUGCCCGAGUGGACCAAGUGCAGCAGCCGGGAGAAGCGGAAGGAGAAGAAGGUGGAGAAGCCGUUCUACUCGGACUCAGAGGGCGAGUCAGGGCCGACAGAGUCAGCUGAUAGUGAGUCGGACUCUGUCAGCGGCUCAGAGAGUGGCAGCGGCAGCGGGGUGAGCAGGUCAGGAUCAGAAAGCGAAGCGAGCGAGGAAGGCUCUGAGUCUGAGGAGGAGGAGGAGGAUGAAGAGGAGAAAGACAAAAAGAAGAAAAAGAAAGAAUUAAAGAAGCCGGUGCAAGAAAGUGAAAGUGAGCAGAGCAGUGAAGAAGAAGAGAGGAAGCGUGAGAGGAAAAGCAAACCACGCAAGAGCGCCUCAGAAACAGAAUCAGAUGAGGAGGAGGAGAGCGAGUCCGAAAGCAGCCAAUCAGAGUCUGACGACUCCGAUUCUGAGGUAGAGGUCAAAAAGAAAAAAAAGGCAGCUGAGUCUAAACCUCCCUCCAAACCUGUCAAGAUCGAGAGCAAGAAAGAGAAGAAAGAGAUGUCUCUACUCGACCUGGAUGAUUUUGAGCCUGCACCCUCUCCUCAAGUCACGCCCAUCAACACCUUCCUGUCCAGCAGCCUCGCGAACGACCUGGAGGGCUUGUCUCUGUCCGACAGUGUUCUCUCCCCGGCAACCAUCGCCCCCUCCAGUGCGUUGAAGAGCUACGAGCUGCUUCACCGCAUCACAGGGGAGGGUCUGUCGGUGGAGUACUGCUUCAGCCGGCAGCCCUUUAGCCCUGACGCCAACAUGGUGGCGGUGCAGAUGCAGUUCACCAACAGCGCCACGUCCGACGCCAAGAACCUGCACAUGGUGGACGUGAAGCUGCAUUCUGGCAUGAGGGUGAAAGAGUUCCCAGAGAUUGAGCUGCUGCCGACAGGUGAGACAUCCACAGCUGUGAUGGGCAUCGAUUUCUGUGACUCAACCCAAGCGGCGAACUUCCAGCUGUGCACCAACACCAGGAAGUUCUUCGUGUCUAUCCAGCCGCAGGUUGGGGAGCUGAUGAGGCCUGUCUUCCUGACUGAGAACGAAUUUAAAAAGGAGCAAGGUCAGCUGAUGGGCAUGAACGAAAUCACAGAGAAGCUGACUCUGGACAUCAAUUGCCGGAAUGAACACGCCAUCGUCCAGCGGGUGGCCACCGCCGCCAACCUCAGCAGAGUCCCCUGUGGUUCCGAUAAAGAGUGCAGUCCUCCUGUCCCUCCUGCUGAUCACCCUGUCCACAGGUUCGCCGGCCGCACCGUGACCAGCGGCAGCCUGGUGUUGGUCACCGUGGCGACCAAAGAGGACGGAGCCGCCCAGCUGACGGUCAACUGCGAGAAGAUGGUGAUCGGCACCAUGCUGGUGAAGGACAUCCUCCUGGCUCUGACACAGUGA
This is a messenger RNA of Pleuronectes platessa (European plaice), 4441 nucleotides long. RefSeq names its product AP-3 complex subunit beta-2. Gene Ontology annotation, biological process: vesicle-mediated transport; intracellular protein transport; anterograde synaptic vesicle transport. The transcript has 27 exons. NCBI's taxonomy places the organism in Eukaryota, Metazoa, Chordata, Actinopteri, Pleuronectiformes, Pleuronectidae. Gene Ontology annotation, cellular component: AP-3 adaptor complex; membrane coat. The record is from RefSeq and is a predicted model, not a curated record. The coding region runs from base 872 to 4441 and encodes 1189 amino acids.